UUCGUUUCUGGAUAUCUGCCAGGACACAUGUGUCUUACAUCUAUACGGUUAACUUCAAUUUAUCUUUGCUUUUAUUCGCUAACUGAUCUCGUGCUGGACUUGGCCUGAAUGGAAUAAACGAAUACAUAUUUUAUAUAUAAAUAUACGGCUGAUAAAAUACAGCUGUUACGCAGCCGAUCGAUCGUUGCAAACAUCUGUAAUUAGAAAAAAAUUUGCUCGCCAGCAUGUAAUGACGAAAACUACUGGUUGCCGUCGGCAUUUUUUUUCAUCAUGAAUGCAUUUAACAUCAUACAAAUUUUGUUAAACGUAUUGCGACUUAUAUUGCAAAUUCUUUACUACAUCUGCCAAAGCGUGUACUACACCUUCUUCGGAUUAGAAGAAAAGAAUGUGAAUGGUGAGAUUGUUUUGAUAACAGGUACAGGUCAUGGUAUAGGAAAGGAGUUGGCGAUUCAAUACGCAUGCUUAGGUGCGAAAGUUGUGUGCUUAGACAUAAACAAGCAAACUAAUGAGCAAACAGCAAAAGAGAUUAAAGAAAUUGGCAAAGAUGCAUAUGCAUAUGAAUGUGACGUGACUAAAAGAGAAGAUGUUUUUGCAAUAGCCAAAAGAGUAAAAGAAGAAGUCGGUGAUGUUACAAUUUUAGUUAACAAUGCCGGCAUAAUGCCAUGCCAUACUUUUUCAAAACAUACGGUUGAUGAAAUCAUACAAAUAUUUAAUAUUAAUGUGUUAGGACACUUUUGGAUGUUGCAAGCAUACUUACCAAGUAUGAUAAGAAGAAAUUAUGGUCACAUUGUUGCAUUGUCAUCACUAGCAGGCAUCGUAGGAUUUCCCAAUUUAGUUCCUUAUUCCGCUUCAAAAUAUGCAGUUAUAGGUAUAAUGGAUGCGCUUGAGAACGAAUUACAUGUAUCUAACAAGGAAAAAUCUUUAAUCAAAUUCACUACUAUCUGUCCCUACAUGGUAGAUACGGGACUUUGCAAAAAGCCAAAAAUUAAUAAAAUGUUGGAAAUAUUUUUACAACUAAACUCACCGAAAGAUACAGCUGCACAAAUAAUUAAAGCUCAACGACAAAAUGUACAAAUAACAACUAUACCAUCAUUUUGGUUACCACUCAUAAAAUGGAUUAGGAUUUUACCCAAAAAUGCACAAACUGCUAUAAAUGAUUUCGUUGAUACUGGCGUCGAAUCAGGAGAAUAAAUAUA
This is a messenger RNA of Acromyrmex echinatior (Panamanian leafcutter ant), 1196 nucleotides long. RefSeq names its product 17-beta-hydroxysteroid dehydrogenase 13-like. Gene Ontology annotation, molecular function: oxidoreductase activity, acting on the CH-OH group of donors, NAD or NADP as acceptor. The record is from RefSeq and is a predicted model, not a curated record. Lineage: Eukaryota; Metazoa; Arthropoda; Insecta; Hymenoptera; Formicidae. Gene Ontology annotation, cellular component: lipid droplet.